Molecule: messenger RNA, 4426 nt
Organism: Nycticebus coucang (slow loris)
Lineage: Eukaryota; Metazoa; Chordata; Mammalia; Primates; Lorisidae
Gene: ANKLE1
Product: ankyrin repeat and LEM domain containing 1
Exons: 9
Coding region: 681-2531 (616 amino acids)
Molecular function (GO): protein binding; endonuclease activity
Source: RefSeq, a predicted model, not a curated record
CUUACUAGCUAGACUUUUCUCAGUUUCAUAUAAAACGAAAAUAGCUUUAUUGAGCAACUCCUUUUCCUCCCUAUGAGCAUAUUCUGGGAGCCUACUGGGUGUCAGGCCCCAUGCUGAAACACCUGUUCAAUCUUCACACAUGCCUCCUUAGGAGCCUGCCAUUUUGCAGGUGGGUAAACAAUCUCUUAGAGGUCUGGCUCUCCAAAGUAAUGGACUCCCAGUUCUGCUGGAUUGAAAACGAGCGACGCAGAACAGGGGCCUCUCAUGGUAACAGGGCUAUGCACUCUACUGGAUACUGCCUCAGCAGAGGGUUCUGGGGACUUAAUGCCCUGUGGACACUCCCAGGUUCCCUAAUCAUAGUUACACCACCUCCAUCUGUGUGCGUUCGCGUUUCCUCAGUUUUGAGAUGAGAUAAUGGCACACCCGGAGGCCUCUCCUGGCCCUGGCACUUAUCAGGUGUCCCAGGCCCUACCUGAAAACUCAGCGUAGGCCCAGACCGGGCACUGAAGCUACCGAACCUCGAUGUGGAAGCUGACGCAACGCGGGUCAUUCUGGCUGGGGACCCUAUACAGCACACUGGAGCGGCUUCCCGUGCAAAGGGGCGGGGCGGCGCGUGCGCACAAAGUCGCCGCGGGAAAUUGAAAAUUGGCCGGGCUUAGAGCCCUUGGCACUGUCUGGACAUGGGCGCGGCGGCGGGUCUGGCGCGACGGCUGCGGGCUGCUCUGCAGGAGGAGGAGCCGCGGGCGGUGGAAGAACUGCUGCGCCGCGGUGCGGACCCCAACAUGGUGCUCGUGGACGGCGCGGCGGCCAUACACUUGGCGGCCAGAGCCCGGUACCCUCGCGGCCUCUGCUGCCUCCGGGCCCUGCUGCACAGAGGCGGGGACCCCAAUGCUCGAUCUGCAGAAGCGCUGACUCCGCUGCACGUGGCAGCUGCCUGGGGCUGUCUCGGUGGUCUCACACUGUUGCUGAGCCAAGGAGCAGACCCGGCGCUGCGUGAUCAGGACGGAUUCCGUCCGCUGGACCUGGCGGUGCAGCAGGGGCACAUGGACUGCGCCCGUGUCCUUCGGCAACUAGACACGCAGACCAGAUUCAGGACCUGGACAGAGGCAGAGACCCAAGAGCCGGAACCGGAGCCUGGCAGACCCUCUGGACCUCCCCAUGUGACACUGGAUUCCACAGCACUCCAGACCCAGCUGGGCAGAGAUGAUGGCAAUGACAUGGGCCUGGAGGCUGGUUUGGGAUCCCCCAACCUCCCUGCUGCUCUUGAGACUACAAACAAGGAUAGGAGCUCAGUGUUCCCACUAGGAAGCCAGGACUGCAGCUCAGAUGCCUCCUUCAUCACUGCCAUUGAAGUCUCUGGAGCCGAGGACCUAGCCCUGAAUACUUCCCCCUGGACUGGGUCAGUGCCCCAGACCAGGCAGAGACUCCUGGUUGGUGUCUGUCCCACCCAGGGGGCACCAAAGUCUCCCGGUGCCCCACAGCUGGCACGUGGAGCCAUAACUGCAUGCAAGGAGGCAGAACUGAAUGCCCAUCUGCAGGCCCUGACUCUGAUGUCAUCAGAUUCUGCUAGCUUCCCAUCCUCUUCCACGUCCCUUCUUGAUGGGAGCCUAGCUCAUAGUCCCCAGCGGACACCACUCCCUAGACCCUGUGACCUCCACAUCCAGACAGAUGACCAAGCAUCUCUUGAUAGUGACGUGGCCACCCUCUGGCUGACAGAGGAUGAGGCAAGCUUCACAGGCAACAGGGACCCUGUUCACUCCUACUGGCACCUGCCAGUCCCCACCCUAUCUGACUUGGAGCUGCCGCAGGGAACUCGAGCUCUUCGUGAGAGUCCUGGCCUCAUCAUGCCCUUUGCCCUACGACAACUGGAAGACUCCCAGGAAGCUCCUGGCCCAGACUUCUCAGGGCACAGCCCAGAACUGGCUGAGGCCCUGAGGACGGGGAGGAUCCCUCACGUCCAGGCAGACGAAGAUGCACUUGUCCAGCAGUUUGAGCAGCUAGAUCCCGCAAGGAAGUGGCGAGAGGGAGUCACAAAGUCUAGUUUUACAUAUCUGCUAAUAGACCCUAGGGAGACUCAGGACCUGCCUGCCCGAGCCUUCUUGCUGACCCCAGCCCAGUGUCUUCAGACUUUUGUCCGUGCCAUCUUCUAUGUGGGCAAAGGGACACGGGCCCGGCCAUAUGUCCAUUUCCGGGAGGCCCUUAGGCAUCGUGGACGGUCAAGAAAACAGGACUGCCCCAAGGUAUGCCGGAUCUUGGACAUCUGGGCCAGUGGUUGUGGUGUCAUCUCCCUGCAUUGCUUUCAGCAUGUGGUUGCUGUGGAAGCUUAUACACGGGAGGCGUGUCUUGUAGAUGCCCUAGGAAUCCAGAUGCUGACCAACCAGAAACAAGGGCACUACUAUGGAGUAGUGGCAAGCUGGCCACCCACUCGGCGUCGGCGUUUGGGGGUACAUCUGUUGCACCGUGCCCUCCUUGUCUUCUUGGCUGAAGGCGAGCGAGAGCUGCGUCCUCAAGAUAUCCAGGGCCAUGGCUGAGUUCUAGGGAAUCAGCCAUCUAGCCUGGGUAGAGAUCAGGGUGUUUGAAUGUGAAAAUUAUGAAAAUUAAUAACCCCCUUGCUGAGAGAAGCUUCCCAUCUCUGGUUUCAGAAGGCAUGGACAUGUGUGUAUAUGUGUGUGUGUGUGUGUGUGUGUGUAUAGGGAACACCAGGGUAGAUCCCCCCGUUAGCUUGAAAGGGGACUUUAUUACAGAUGGUACUGCUGGAGAGGUGGGGAGCACCCCAUUCUAAGAGUGAGCCAAGUGGGGAACCAGAAGGUUCUUUGAAAUACUCCAGUGCUUUGGAGAUUUUGUCCAGUCUUUGUGGACACAGACAAAGGUUGGACACUUCGGGUAUCUGUCUAGUUCAAGAGCUGCUUGCCAACUGUAGGAUCUCCAACCAGCAGUUUAUCUUAGUGAGCAUCAGUGUCCUCUGCUGUACAAUGGGAGCAGGGAGAGAUCCUAUCUCAGGAGGUCAUUGUAGGCAUUAAAUGAGGUCAUGUGGGUAAAGUGUGUGGCUCAGAGACUACAACUGAGGCCCAGGUGGAAAAUCUCCAGAGGGAAGGGGAGAUGGGCAGGGAUCUUCAGGGACCACAGUGUGGUGAGGCAUAGGCAGGGCCAGGGAGGUUGAGGGAGUAAAUGUAAGAGACCAGCUCUUUCUGGAAUUGUGCAACUGUAGCCUUCUGGUGUUGCUUCUCUGAAUCUGUUUCUUCCAUUAUAAAAUGUGAUUAACAGGCCAGGCAUAGCUCACGCCUGUCACCCUAGUACUUUCAGAGGCCGAGGGAGGAGGAUUGUUUGAGGCCAAAAGUUGGAGAUCAGCUUGGGCAACAUAGUAAGACCCUGUCUCUUCAAAAAAUUAAUAACCACAUUUCCAAGUGAUACUAUGUGACUUCAGACUAUUCCUAUCAUAUGUUCAAAGAAUGUCAGUAAAGGCCAAGCCACCAUUCUGGUAAGAUGUGGCUGCUGUGAUUUAUGGGCUAGUUUUGUGAGGGUGGUAGUAGUGGUGGUGGUGGGUGUCAUUUAAGUUUCUUCUUUUUUUAUUUUGGGACAGAUUUUCUCAUUGUUGCCCCCAGUAGAGUACUGUGGCAUCACAGCUCACAGCAACCUCAAACUCCUGGGCUCAAGUGAUCCUCUUGCCUCAGCUUCCCAAGUAGUUGGUACUACAGGCUUCCACCACAAUGCCUGGCUAUUUUUAGAGGCAGGGUCUCAGUCUUGCUCAGGCUGGUCUUGAUCUCCUGAGCUCAGGUGAUCCACCUGCCUCAGCCUCCCAGAGUGCUGGGAUUACAGGGAUGAGCCACUGCACCUGAUUGCUUCAAAGGGCCCAGUGGGUUUAAACAAUUGCAAACCAGUUGGGGAGGGGGCCAUCAGAGACAUGUCAAAACAAACUGUCCUUGACACUCCCCUACUUGUAUGGGAUUUUUUUUUUGUGUGUGUGUGUGUGAAAUAACAGUAUUGUGAUUAUGGUAAACACAUUUUUAAGAGUCCUCAUGGCUUAGAGCAGUUUAUCUCCUGGGUUGUUUCUGGGGAGGGGUCAUCCUGGGCCCUGUAGGGUAUUUAGCAGUAUCCCUAACCCUACUCACCCCAUUCGAGGGGCACUCUCCUGGUGUGACAAUCACAGAUGUCCCUGGACAUCACCCUGAGUCCCCUGGUGGUAGUGGUGGUGGGGCGUAGAACUGCCCUGUUUUUUUUGUUUUUAUUUUUUUUGAGACAGUCUCACUUUGUCCCUCUUGGUACAGUGCCAGAGUGCUGUGGCGUCACAGCUCACAGCAACAUCAAACUCUUGGGCUUAAGCAAUUCUCUUGCCUGUCUCCCAAGUAGCUGGGACUUACAGGCACCCGCCACAAUGCCUGGCUAUUUUUUUGUUGCAGUUGUCAUUGUUUAGCUGGCCUGGGGUGGG